This is a messenger RNA of Mugil cephalus (flathead mullet), 7241 nucleotides long. It is a transcript of the gene gad2, whose product is annotated as glutamate decarboxylase 2. Gene Ontology annotation, cellular component: cytoplasm. Bases 893 to 2647 code for a protein of 584 amino acids. The transcript has 16 exons. Lineage: Eukaryota; Metazoa; Chordata; Actinopteri; Mugiliformes; Mugilidae. Gene Ontology annotation, biological process: GABA shunt. The record is from RefSeq and is a predicted model, not a curated record. Gene Ontology annotation, molecular function: glutamate decarboxylase activity; pyridoxal phosphate binding.
CAAGUAACAAAUACUUUGGGAGUAACGCGCCCCAACACUUAGCAGAGAGAGGAGGGACCCAUGCGCACUUUGUGCCAUUUGAACCAAGUCCCCUCUCCGACCCGCUGUCUCCGCCACCGGAGGCGGGCAAUUAGAGCAGGCGGUCUACAAGAAAAUAGGUCUGCGAUUGCCGAGCAGAUGAAUUAGUUGGCAUCCGCCGUCUGUAUGGAGGCUAAGUUCAGCGCGCAGGGGACAAAAUGUUGGGGAUGUAUGGAGUCACGACGCACGACGCAACGCGGCUCGUCAUGACCUGAAGUGAAUCACGAUGGGAUUUCUUUAGUGACGUGAAAUUUAGGUUGCAAUUAGGCAUGGCUCGCGCGCUCCAUAUUUACCAGCAGCUGUAGCCAUAUAGCUGCCUUUUUUUUUACCCCACUUUUCAUCACCUCUCUCUCUUUUUUCUCUUCGCCUUGCUUCUUUGGUUUAAUUUAAUUUGAAAUGCAGCAAGCUUCCGUUAAAAGCACAAAUUCCACUGCGCCGUGAACUUGCGCAAAGUGUCUUGCACUAUUUUUUUUCUUCUUCUCCUUCUUCCUGAGAGAGAGCGGCUGCGCUUUGCGCUGCUGAAGAAACCAAGUGUUUGCGGAUUUCUCUGCGGAGACGCUGCUUCGUGCACCUGUGGGCGCCGCAAAAAGGAAAGGAGCACCGAGGACGCGCUUUGUGUUUCAAUUUUUUUUUUUUUUUUUAAGGGGCUCUCCUGUCGAAUAAAGCGUCUGUCGGAUGCACGGCAGGAUUUGCAGCAGUCGGAGAGGUCCAGUCACAUUCAGCACCACAUCAGCUUUGAACAGCUCCCGGUCGUCGCGUGUGGAUGGGCUCUGUCGGUCUCCGUGUCUCGUGCAGCUCCUAACUACCGGCAACAAUGGCAUCACACGGUUUCUGGUCUCUUGGCGGAGAUAAUGCGGGGGCCAAUACCGGGAGUCAGAGCCCCAGUACGCCCAGGGCUUGGUGCCAAGCGGCGGCCCAGAAAUUAUCCGGAGGAAUUGGAUCGAAAUUAUGUGCGCUGCUCAAUGUCGGGGAGGUGGAGAAACCAGCCGAGCCUGGAGACAAGCAGCCGCCGCAGACUGCUGCUGGAACCUGCGGCUGCAACAAAUCCUGCAACUGCACCAAAGCCGCCGUGGUCUUCUCCGAUCUCUAUUCAACAGACCUGUUACCCGCCAUGGACGGUGACGCCAAGACAAUGACCUUCCUGCAGGAAGUUGUGGAUAUCUUGCUGGCCUACAUCGUGGAGUCUUUCGACCGGGAAACGAAAGUUAUCGAUUUUCAUUAUCCAAACGAGCUGCUCCAGAUGAACAACUGGGAGCUGCAGCAUGAGCCGGCGAACCUGGAUGAUAUCUUGAUCAGCUGUCGCGCCACUCUCAAAUACGCCAUUAAAACAGCCCACCCCAGGUACUUCAAUCAGCUCUCCACAGGAUUAGACAUGGUCGGCCUGGCGGCUGAUUGGCUGACGUCCACCGCCAACACCAAUAUGUUCACCUAUGAGGUGGCUCCCGUCUUUGUGCUGCUGGAGUACGUCACCCUGAAGAAGAUGAGGGAGAUCAUCGGCUGGACGGACGGGCGAGGAGAUGGCAUCUUUUCUCCUGGUGGUGCUAUUUCCAACAUGUAUGCCAUGCUGCUGGCUCGCUUCAAGAUGUUCCCCGAGGUCAAAGAGAAGGGAAUGUCGUCUGUUCCCAGGCUGGUGGCCUUCACGUCUGAACACAGCCAUUUUUCAAUCAAAAAAGGAGCAGCAGCUCUCGGCAUUGGGACUGAAAGUGUGAUCUGCAUCAAAGCAGACGAAAGCGGUAAAUUGAUCCCAGCUGACCUUGAGAGGAGAAUACUGGAGGCAAAACAGAAGGGUUUUGUCCCUUUCUUCGUAAGUGCGACUGCAGGGACUACAGUGUACGGAGCCUUUGACCCUCUAAUCGCCAUCUCUGACAUCUGCAAAAAGUACAACAUCUGGAUGCACGUCGAUGGAGCGUGGGGAGGAAGUCUGCUCAUGUCCCGGAGACACAGGUGGAAGUUGGACGGAGUCGAGAGGGCCAACUCCGUCACAUGGAACCCACACAAGAUGAUGUCAGUCCCUCUGCAGUGCUCUGCCCUGCUGGUCAGAGAGGAGGGCCUGAUGCAGAACUGCAACCAGAUGCACGCCUGCUACCUGUUCCAGCAGGACAAACACUACGACCUUUCUUACGACACCGGAGACAAAGCGCUGCAGUGUGGACGCCAUGUGGACAUCUUCAAGCUGUGGCUCAUGUGGAGAGCCAAGGGCACCAUUGGGUUUGAGGCUCAGAUUGACAAGUGCUUGGAGCUGUCGGAGUACCUCUACAACAAGAUCAAAGACAGAGAAGGAUACGAGAUGGUUUUUGAUGGGAAACCUCAGCACACCAACGUCUGCUUCUGGUACCUCCCCCCCGGGAUCCGCUACAUGGAGGACAAAGAGGAGAGAAAGAAACACUUGCACAAGGUGGCUCCAGUGAUUAAGGCCAGGAUGAUGGAGUACGGGACGACCAUGGUCAGCUACCAACCUCAAGGGGACAAGGUCAACUUCUUCCGCAUGGUGAUCUCAAAUCCAGCUGCUACCUUUGAGGACAUCGACUUCCUCAUCGAGGAGAUCGAGCGCCUCGGCCAGGAUCUAUAAGACUCAUCUCACCAAGUCCUCCUGUGCUUUCCCCCUUUGACGGAUGAAUUGUUUGUCGUGAAUGUACCGGUAAACUGGUUUUUCUUUUUUUCUCUCUCUUUCUCUCCUCCAAAGUCACGCGUCUAAGAGUAUAUUUGAGAAAAAGACCCACAGAUAUAUCCAUUAUAUUAUGUAUUGUAGCUUUGCAGUGGGCCGACUUGGUCCGAAGCGGUGUAAAAGUGCUUCUGUCUGCCUCUCCUGUAGUGUAGUAAAUCCCAGAGUAGUGUAAGUGACGUAACUUUAUAUGUACUUUUUUGUGAUAUGAAAAGCUUGUGCAAUAAGUCGAUGAGGAAGAGUUUUAUUUUUGAAUCAUUUCCCAUUUGCCGAGUAUGUCGUUAAGUGCCAAACGUGGUUGUGUUCUGUCGUAACUUUGACGUUUUAAACUUCUGGUUUAAAAGGAAAAUAGCACUUCACCUUACCUCAGCUUAAUCAACUGCCUUUACAUCUGCACACAGUACUUCAAGCAGUGAUUCUGGAUCAAAAGAUACUAAAACUAAUCUCUUAACUGGUGUUGUAUCCCCCCCCCCACACCCCCCUACUGCACUGCGGACGUAAACAGAAGGAAAGGGACGAUUUUAAAAUGACACGGCGUGAAUUUAUAGUCAUGUAAAUCCAUCCUCUGCCUUUCACAGUUUAAUCUGCAGCUUAUCGCUCCAUUCUGCUAAUGUUUAUCACUUCUACGGCUUUUUGCUGUGUCCUCAUGCCAGCUAGCGACAUGCAUUCGUUAAAAUCAGAAUCCCCUUUUUUUUCUGCAGUGUUGCACAUGUAUUGCAGAAGAUGCGCUAUUCAAGAGUUCAGUAUCGUCUUGUAUGACAGGAUUGUUGGCUAGGGAUGGGCGUCGAUAAGAUUGUAAUGAUACCGAUGCCAUUAUCGAUUCUGUGUAUCGAUCCGAUUCUUUAUCGAUUCCUUCUGAGAAUUUUUGGUUUAGAAAAAGUAGGUGGUGGUGGUUUCGUGUAAACAACAGAACAAGAGAUAAGAGCCUGUGUAAAAAACAUAAGAAAUUGAUCACUCGCUGUUUAAUACGUGUGUCGAUUCAUCGUGUUGGUGAUGUUGCUGCCCUUGCUUGAAGUUACGCUGCCGCAUAAAUCGCACGUUGCGGUGUUACAGUCCCUUUUAGUGACGUGAAGCCACACUUUGGGCCGUUUCAGCCUCUGCCAUCGCGCCUUCCUUGCCGUCACGUGAUGUGAAUGACGCGCUUCGACGUAAAGAUUCUUCUUCUUUCGUUUUAUGGCGGUUGGCGAAGGUGCAUUUCAGCCAAACUUGUGGCCUGGAAUAUAAAGAUUCAACACGAAAAGUACCACUAAGGGGAAUCGAUAAGCAUGAAGAACCGGUUUAUCGAUGCACAUCUCUGUUGUUGACCACGCCGAUGGAUUCGUUCCAAAGUUGCUUAGUGGAUGUAAACGUCCAAAAAGGACAGUGCUUCCCUGAUUUUGGCAUUUGCAUUAGAGCCCCGCUCCACCUCAACGGAUGUCUCGGAGACAAAAAAUUGGUUCAGGCAGGUCACAGGUUCAGAGCUCAGCUCACAAGGCGUUACAUCUGCUCAUAGCUCAGCUAAAGCCUCGAUUUAGUCAACCUAAUUCAUGGCGCCUUAUCUAUUGGUGCUUAAGCCUGCCUACCUUUGCUGUUUCCCUUGCAAGCUGCUUUGCAACCCGCCUCCACCCCAAGCUCCUCCUUUUCUGCUGAAUCGCGGGGAUCUUUGCUGCUGCUGCAUCUAAGCUCAUAGAAAGGCAGAGAUGGUCCCAGAACAGAGCCAAACCAUCCCCCCCAAAACAGGUAUUUAUUGCCAAUAAAGUGGUCAUGAGCGAAAUAAUGGACUGAUGCUCCUCUUUGAGGCUUAAUGAUUAGCUUUGUUUCCUUUCUAACUAACCUAAGUAAAGCUAACAGGAUAUAGGACCUGUUAGCCAGCGGAGCAAAGUGAGGAAGUGCCUUCAAAGCACUGGGCUCACUUGAAUUUGAAGAACUAAAGAACAAUAUCAGCAAACCUAAAAUGAAAAGCCAUAGAGAGCGUCUGUUAAAGUCUAGCAGUAGGAGUUUUGCUAUUUCAAGUUAUAUUAGAUUAAAGUGCCACAAACAAACACAAAUUCGAUGCAGCCUACGUUGUCUAGAAGUCCAUUGGUAUUGAUGUUGAGAUGCUUUAAGGGGGCACAUGACCUGCCAGUGGCCAAUCACUGCCCAACAUCGUUCCAGUUGUCACAACUGAUGCCAAAGCUAAAGGAUUAUAACUAUUUAAAGCUUUUGAAAGAGUUUUUGAAAGAGCACUUACUGGAAAGUCUGAGAAGACUGGGAAGGGGGCAAUAAAAAAGCGUUUAGCGUGAACACAGGAACUCCACCAGAUUUGCAGCUACUGUACUUCUGACAUCACUUGCACUAAUAAAAAUCAUCGUAGGGAGGAGCGGCAUCCCUUAGCAUUGCAACCGAGAUUCCACCUUUAUUCAUUCACGAGCAAUAUGUGAGUAUGGGUCCAAUUUAUGUGUAUCCUGCAAAGCAUCAACAAAACAAAUAACAAUAAAAAAAUAAAUAAAAAAAAUUAAAAAAAAUCAAAUGUACAAUAGAUAAUCAAGUUUCCAGACCAAAUGCACAAUUAGUUGGCAAAAAGAAAUAAAAUAGAGACAUGCUUCUCGUAGGCGGGUUAGCUGCUGGAAUGUGAACUCUGGUUGAACAAGCAGAGGUUCUGUAGCAUUUUUGCAUUAGGACAAGUUAGAUAAGCACAAUUUGCUCAACAUGGUCGGUCAGUGUACAAUCACUUUUAAUCAUAGAUUGUAAAUAGUAUUUCAAGAUGUCCUAAGUACAUAUCUUUGUGUAUACAUACAUGUAUAUAAGACAUAUAACCAGAGACUAUUUGUGAGGUAUUCAUAUUUUCUCUAUCUCCGAUAUAGAUUACUUGUAUUUUCAUCUUGUUAGGCCGAAAAGCAAUUUUUUUUUCUUCCUUUUCUUUUCUCCAGUGUGUAUCUCUGUGUGUGUGUGUGCGUGUCAGAUGCUUGGUUUGUGACUUUUCUCGCUAUUUCAAAGAAAACCGUGUUUCAGGGACUGGCUUUAAAGAAACUGACAGAUGUCACCGCGAAACCCGCACGAGCCUCGCCCGUCGACGCGAGCCUCGUGGUGUUUGGAUCUUAAAUGAAUAUGCAAAGCCAUUUUUCGUCUCCCUGUGUUUCUCGUGCACAAGUGAUUCUUGACGGUGUGUGUACCUUAGCGUGUUUGUAACUGUGUUGCCUUAGUAAAAAAAGAAUUUUCCAGUAUUGUCUAGUUUUCCUCCAAAACUGGAGGGUUGUGCACUUUAGAGUAUACACAUGACCUAAUAACGUGCAAUGUCCGAUGGUUGUCUAUAAGUUAAUGUUUCAAAAAAGGAAAAAAAAAAAAAAAAUCUAUUUAAAAAAUGUAACUUAAGCUCUUUGGUGUGAAUGUGCCAUGAAUCAAGGGGUCUGUUUGAAAUUAUUAAGGCAUUUCUUUCUUUCGCUCUUUUCUUUUUCUGUAGAUAAUGUAAAGCUUCUUGUUAAACUGUCCAACAUCUCAUCAGGCUAAAGUUUCAAAUACUUCCUGAUCAUGUUCCCCCCCUGAUAAAAAUUGCACACUGUGACACGGAAAACAUCAGAGUUAUUAAGAUGACAAAGGAACCUCACUGUGGUAGUCUUGGAAAGUCAGACACUCUGUUUCUCUUGCUGCUGCUGCUGCUGCUAGAAAUGCUUCCUUUGCACGUGCAUGCGAUGCCUUGCCUAUCCAGCUUGUUUGAUGUACAGUCUCCUAUAUAUCUAUUUAUAUAUAUAUAAAUAUAUAUACAUAUAUACAGUGUAUGUAGCUCCUGUAAUUAGCUUUAGUGUCCAAUGUAUAGCUUAGCCUGUAGAUUAGUGCACUGUCGCUCUAGCCUUUACAUGUGAUCUCUUGUGUCUUGGGCUUCCUGUAAAGUUUCUCCGUGCUGCUAGCAUGCUAACCUCGCCUUGCAUUGUAACUCCUCUCCGCGCUUGACCUGACUUUCUCUAUCCUCCGUCUUUCUGCUUAAAGACCGUCGCAGCUCUAGAGCAUUAUAUCUAUAUGUGUGUGUAGUCCCUCAGCAUGUCUCUCUGAAAGCUCUUCUCUGCUCUGCUCCUGUGCGCCCUCUUCUCUCUUUCCUCUUCUGCUUCGCCCUCUGGUAGCAGUGGCAACGUUCUCCGCGCGCUUUCCUCUUCGCGGCUGCCCGCUGUCGCUCUGUUUCUCGUGUGUCUGAGGCGGUUGCGUUGACUCGUGUCACGGUGCCGCCGUUUUCUGGUUUUACCCCUGGCCCUUGACUCCAUGGGAUGUAUGGGAGGUAAAAUGAUUUGGAUCUGAUUGUCCGGCCCAGUGCAGGCAUCGUUAGACUUUGACAAAGAAGAUUGAAUUGACCCUAGGCUCUUGCUUAGAGGAAAUGUCGUUUGAGAGCAAUUAAAAACCCCUAGAACUCUGAGUGCAGUUUAUUUCACUGAAUAUGGUGCAGUUUUGAAUCAUAUAUUCUGCAGACUGCUGUGCUCGCUUCUCAGACAUUCAUUUGUCCUGAACUAUAUGUUACUCUUCUUGGGAAAAUAGAAAUAAAUAUUGUCAAAACAAA